Pecten maximus is the source of this 1185-nucleotide messenger RNA. RefSeq lists its product as uncharacterized. Gene Ontology annotation, molecular function: protein binding. The record is from RefSeq and is a predicted model, not a curated record. NCBI's taxonomy places the organism in Eukaryota, Metazoa, Mollusca, Bivalvia, Pectinida, Pectinidae.
AGGUAACGGGUAUACGUAUGUACUGCACAACAGACGGGGCAUUUCAUCAGACAAGACGCUAGCUGAGACAUUUACCAUAAAUUACGCCCCAUAGGUUAACCUACCAAGACAUUUAUCAAACGUCUGACAAAACAGUGAGCACGCUAAGUGUUGACUUGAGCUUGAAACUACCGCACUAGUUUCGUCGUGAGAAGACAACCAUAUUGGACUAACCGGCACUACCUCCCUGUCUCUCAGACGACAUCAUUCUUCAACAAAGAGCUGAGAGAACCGAGCACAUCAAUUAUCUUACGAUAAACUGGACUUGCAUUAGUCGAUACACAGAUACACAAGAGGAUCCAGAUUGUCGCCGAACUCCAUCUUGUCACGUUAAAUUACUAAUAGUCAUGGCUUCAAAACUCGGCCGCUCAAUUAUCAAAGCACAGCGUCCUAUAAGACCCAAAGGACAAGUAAAGUGUGAUGUCCACAAACAAAAUGAAGUCGUACUUUUAUGUCAGGACUGUAAAAUGUUAAUCUGUUAAAAUGUUCUAUCACUCUCCAUAAAGAACAUAUAAACAGUUUUCUAGAGAUAUGUGACAUCAAAACACGACACAAUCAAAUACUCCAGGACUUUGUCAAUGAGACAGACAAUGUAAAUAUUCCAAAACUUAACCAAGAAAUCAUCUCAUCUCGAACAAAAAAGAGUUCAUGUAAACCUAUGUACGAUAAACUUCGCAAAAAUAUCAUUGACAAUACUAAAAAAUGUAAGUUAGAGUUAGACAAAAUCACUGAGGAUUAUAUCGCACUUUGUGACAGGAUGGAGGUGGCGGCCAUGGACCUGAUACAGACCCACAUCACAGACCUGGAGAGUAGACUGAAAACUUUGAGGGAACUCUCAUCAGAGUAUAAACAGACUCUCCAGACAGGAACCAGUGUACUCGUGUACGACUCGGUAACAGAAAUCCGGGAAAUGGAUCCAGACAUCCCACCGACACCUAACAUAGACAUGGCCGAGUUUACUCCGGGUAUAGACAGACUAAGUCACCUAAAACAGGCACUCGGGAACCUCAAACUUACUACUGACCAUCUCCAGGCAGGAUCGGCAACUAGUGGUCACUCCGACCAACGUCCAGUAGUCCGACCAAAACAGUCUACAGAGGCUGGUCAAGCGUCCACUGGAGAAGUCCGGUACAAACUUCGUGACCG